ACGUCAGGGAUGACGGCGGCAAUGUACGCGUCUGAGUUGGAAGGGCAGCAAAAAGAUAAAUAUGGUGGUGUAAUUUGAUCAUUAGGUAUGGAUUGGUGAAUUGUGUAAUGAAGGGAGUGUUGUUUGUUUUGGAGGUGAUGGCUGGUAGUCGUCGUGUGAAUCGUGAGCGUAAGUAAAGGUUGGUUGUUGGUUGUCGGAUUUGACAAGCUCGCGCGCUUGCAAAAAUAGACGUCGUUAGUGCGCGAGGUCCGACCGACGAUCAAUAUAGCGCUUCCUAUGAGUUAGAGGUACAGCUCAUAAUAAUCGACGGUGCACGGGCCCUCAGUUCUGAGUGCGUGUGUGUUUUCGCGAGGAGGAGUCAGAGGAACUCCUAGAGAUUGAUGCACAGCUCCGAUGAACGGGUGAAGUAGUAGUCACUUCAGGACUGGCCUUUGGUAGAUCUCGAAUCGGUGAGGUUGAGUCUUGGGGCCAGUUCCAGUUGCGAUGUAUACACACACCCUCAUCGCAUUGAUAGUGCACAUCAUCCACGUGACAGUGUGCACAAAUGUCAAGAUUAAUUUUCGCGAAAAGGAGAAAGAGGUGUUGGACCAGAUCCUGGGGCAGGGGAUGUAUGAUGCGAGGAUCCGACCAUCUGGUGUGAAUGGCACAGUAGGACGUGACGGCCCGACUGUAGUUAACAUCAACUUCUUUCUUCGGUCUAUCAGCAAAAUAGACGAUUAUAAAAUGGAAUACAGUGUACAACUCACCUUCAGAGAGCAAUGGCUAGACGAAAGACUCAAGUUUAACGACUUUGGAGGUCGUCUCAAAUAUCUUACUUUAACUGAAGCCAGUCGAGUCUGGAUGCCUGAUCUCUUUUUUUCUAACGAAAAAGAGGGGCAUUUCCACAACAUUAUUAUGCCCAACGUCUACAUACGCAUUUUUCCAUACGGUUCAGUCCUCUAUAGCAUAAGAAUAUCUUUGACAUUAUCAUGUCCGAUGAACCUCAAGCUCUACCCCCUUGACCGUCAAAUAUGUUCCUUACGGAUGGCUAGCUAUGGCUGGACAACCGAUGACUUAGUAUUUUUAUGGAAAGAAGGUGAUCCUGUACAAGUAGUUAAAAAUUUACACCUACCUAGAUUUACACUAGAAAAAUUCCUAACUGAUUAUUGUAACAGUAAAACUAACACCGGUGAAUAUAGUUGUUUAAAAGUUGAUUUAUUAUUUAAACGAGAAUUCAGUUACUACCUAAUACAAAUAUACAUACCCUGUUGUAUGUUGGUCAUAGUUUCAUGGGUGUCCUUUUGGCUCGAUCAAGGAGCUGUUCCUGCACGCGUAUCUCUGGGUGUUACAACUUUGCUCACAAUGGCUACGCAAACAUCGGGUAUUAACGCAUCUCUACCCCCUGUUUCGUACACAAAAGCGAUUGAUGUGUGGACGGGGGUUUGUUUGACGUUCGUAUUCGGAGCGUUGCUAGAAUUUGCGCUUGUAAACUAUGCGUCGCGUUCCGAUAUGCAUCGCGAGAACAUGAAGAAGCAAAGAAGACAGUGCGAGUUAGAACAUGCCGCAUCCAUGGAUGCAACGUCUGACCUAAUAGACACAGACAGCAACGCCACUUUCGCAAUGAAGCCUUUGGUGCGUCAUCCCGGUGAUCCAAUGAGUUUAGAAAAAGUUCGUCAAUGUGAAAUCCACAUGCAACCAGCACGUCCAAACUGUUGCCGAUCUUGGCUCUCGAAGUUCCCCACAAGAUCCAAGCGCAUUGAUGUUAUCUCCCGAAUCACGUUUCCUUUAGUUUUCGCACUCUUCAAUGUAAUAUACUGGUCAACAUAUUUAUUUCGCGAAGAGGCCGAAGAGUCGUAAAUGUCCUUGCGGCGACCGUAAUAGUAUUGUGAUUUUUCGUAAAUGUAAAUAUUAUUACCUACGUUCAGGAGUAUGUUUUCGUUGAAUGUGCAAUAAAUUUGUAGAUAAGUUGCACAAAAAUGAAAUUGAUAACCCGGAAUGGCGCGCAAAUUAUUGACGCACCAACAUGCGAGUGACUGCAUUUAUGCACAAAGCAACUCUCAUUACUACCUGCUCUAAUACUCUCUACAUUCUCAUCUUCGAAAUCUUAUAAAUGGUCACCUAACUAGAGAUUUAGAUUUGUUUAACCCAUCAGUUGUUACUUGUUGACAUGGUUAUCAGUUUUUCAGAUUGUGUAACUUUGUUAAAGGGCGUGUGCAUGAGAUGUCUGUUUUUAUGACGUUUCCAUUAUGUACUUAUAUUUUAUUCUAUACUGUUUAUCGUUACUUUCUAUUAAUAAUGCAAUAUAUUGUAGAACUUUUAAUAUUUUUCUCGCUAAUAUUUCCUCUUGUCAGUUGCUUAUACAGGGUGAUGUCGUAUCACAAUCGAUUGAAUACGUCAUUAUACAUUUAAACGCAUUGUCAAUCGGAAAUUUUGUAAUACUCUAAUAAUUCCUUCAAUGAUGCAAGGAUCGUUAUAUUCCUAUAGCUCAUAGAACAUAGAAAUCAUAAACAUUUAUUUAUUAGAUUUCUCUUCAUUGCGCAUUACAUACAUCAGGGUGGAAUGUGUACAUCUCAUUUUACGUGAUAUUGCGUUAUAACUGUAAGUUUUGACUAUUGUAAAUGUAAUAAAAUUGUAGAAAUUU
Molecule: messenger RNA, 2620 nt
Organism: Tribolium castaneum (red flour beetle)
Lineage: Eukaryota; Metazoa; Arthropoda; Insecta; Coleoptera; Tenebrionidae
Gene: GluClalpha
Product: Glutamate-gated chloride channel subunit alpha
Exons: 9
Coding region: 484-1836 (450 amino acids)
Biological process (GO): nervous system process; regulation of membrane potential; chemical synaptic transmission
Cellular component (GO): synapse; neuron projection; plasma membrane
Molecular function (GO): chloride channel activity; excitatory extracellular ligand-gated monoatomic ion channel activity; transmitter-gated monoatomic ion channel activity involved in regulation of postsynaptic membrane potential
Source: RefSeq, a predicted model, not a curated record